AUGGAUCCUCAGGACGAGCGGACGGUUCAGGCCGCCGAGCAUCGGUCCACAACGAGCUCGCAUGCCGCCCCUGUUCACGCUGCGGCUUCCUCCAGCAAUCGUCCGGAAGCGACAUCGCUCGCGCUUCCCGCCACUGGCGCUGGUGGCAUGUCAUCAUCCACGUCGUCGCUCACGUCGCUUUCUGAGGAUGAUCCGUUCGGAUUGGUAUCGGCUGCUAGCAGCGUUGCCGUCGUGCCGGCCUCGUCGUCGUCACAACAGGCACCAACAGUCACGCAGGCCGCUCAUCCAGUCGUGCCCACACUUGGCGCCUCCACUGCUGGUCGACCAGUUGUCUCUGGUGCUUUUGCGCCCGCCGUGCGCGUUCCUUCUGGCGGCGCGCCCGCGGCCACAAAGUCAAAAAAGCCACCACCACUCACCGUCACCAAAGAGUACUAUAACAGUCAUGCCGGAGAGGAGGAAAUUUACAAGGAGGGUGCUCCGCCGAUCGAGAGCACGACCAACAAUGUGGAGGAGUUUUUGCGCUUGAGCGCCGAGAAGGGCAUUGACCUGAAAGAGACGGAUUUUCAGCGGCUGCUCGAUCUCGGUUCCGGUAGUUCUGGUGUUGUUACCAAAGUUCUGCAUCGGCCGACCAAGUUGGUGAUGGCACGAAAGAUUAUCCAUCUUGAAAUGAAACCAACUGUGCGGAUGCAAAUUUUGCAGGAAUUGCGAAUUCUACACAAGUGCAAAUCCCCUUACAUUGUCGGGUUUUACGGCGCCUUUUUGACGGGCAACGAAAUUAACAUUUGCUUGGAGUAUAUGGAUGCUGGCUCUUUGGACUAUAUUUAUAAGGCUUCGGGCCGCAUUCCGGAGCCGGUUCUGGGAAAGAUCGGUUUUGCCCCCGAACGCCUUGAAGGCGACAACUACUCUGUGCAGUCCGACGUUUGGUCUCUUGGUAUCUCUCUAAUCGAGAUGGCCCUUGGCCGCUUCCCGAUUCCUCCUGAGGAAGGCAAGCGCUCAACUCCAAUGGCCAUUUUCGAGCUUCUUGGUUACAUUGUGAACGGCCCACCGCCAAAGCUGUCGGACCCCAGUUUCUCUGUCGAAUUCCGAGAUUUUAUCGACAAUUGGUAA
Molecule: messenger RNA, 1107 nt
Organism: Capsaspora owczarzaki ATCC 30864
Lineage: Eukaryota; Filasterea; Ministeriida; Capsasporidae
Product: MAP kinase kinase
Exons: 4
Coding region: 1-1107 (368 amino acids)
Biological process (GO): protein phosphorylation
Molecular function (GO): ATP binding; protein kinase activity
Source: RefSeq, a predicted model, not a curated record